AUGAGUCAUUUUCCUUUGCCUCAAUAUCAUGGAGAUGCUAAGAUGUGGUUUUCACAACUGGAGUCGUUCAUUUCUUCUAACAUUCAUUCAGCCCAGAGCAAACUCCACAUCACUCUUACUGACAUUCCUUCUCCAGUUGCACUUUCAGUGCGAGAUAUGAUAACAAGAACCCCACCGGAUAUGAUGUAUAAAACCUUCAAAGCCGAGGUUUUGCAGCAUAACUCUCCCUCGGCUGAGAGUAAAUUUCGCACACUCUUACAGGAUGAGCAUCUCAGGGACCGAACCCCCACCCAGUUUUUACGACAAAUCCGAGAGUUGUUAGAUAGCUCAUAUGAGGGACAGGCAUUUGUCAAACAACUAUUUUUCUCAAAGAUACCUUCUAAUGUCCAGUCGAUUUUAGCUCCUAUGAUGGAACACAUGGCCCUUGAACAACUGCCAAAGUGA
Molecule: messenger RNA, 444 nt
Organism: Octopus bimaculoides (California two-spot octopus)
Lineage: Eukaryota; Metazoa; Mollusca; Cephalopoda; Octopoda; Octopodidae
Source: RefSeq, a predicted model, not a curated record